UUGGAACUUGAUUGAACAAAGGAAACACAAAACUGGAGCCGGGGAGCAAUUGAAGCAAAAACAGAAACAGAAGGGGAAAAUGCCACCAAAGUUCUGGGACUCCCGGUGAACUGGUUUACCCUCCAGCUCUUAGGGCUUGUGCCCAAAACGUGAAAAUGGCGACAAUCAGAGCGACCACCAACAUGCUUUUCAGGGAAAUCUUCCGCCCUUCUCUGUCCCCGGGACCUAUUCGCGUCUUCCCAACAUGGCCAUCGAGCCCUACUGCCCGCCUCUUUUGCCGGAGGAUCAGCUACUACGCUGUCCGUUGCUCGGCCUCCGACUCCGCUGACGGGGGCAAGAGGGCCCCCGCUCGGCUGUCUCAGGUUCAGCAACUCAUGUUGGAAGCCGAGGAGAGAGCUGCUUCUGCCGGCAACGAGCCUAUUCCCAAAAUCACAUUAGACCAUGUUACAGUGAGCUUUGCAAGAAGUGGUGGGCCUGGGGGUCAAAAUGUCAAUAAAGUUAACACCAAGGUGGACAUGCGGUUCAAUGUUAAUAAUGCCCGUUGGUUAAGUGAUAGGGUUAGGGAGAGGAUUAUGCAAAUGGAAAAGAAUCGGAUUAACAAAGAUGGGGAGCUUGUGAUAUCUUCAACAAAGACCAGAACACAAAAGGGGAACAUUGAUGAUGCUUUAGAGAAACUACAGGCGAUUAUUGAUGCCGCAUCCUAUGUACCACCUCCCCCUUCGGAAGAGCAAGUAAAAAGAAUCGCCAAGUUGGCUGCGAUUGGGGAGCAAAAAAGACUGCAGAACAAGAAGGCUCAUUCACAAAAGAAGGCCUUCAGAAGAAGCCGAGAGAGUUGGGACUGACCACCACCACCACCGCUACUACUACUACUAGAACAUCAGGAGGAGUCAAUAAGAUUAUUAAGAUCCAUUGAAAGCCACAAACAGAACAGCUUCUCCAAAAGCAGUGGUGACUGAUUGAUUGAAAGCAUGCUCUGCUCCACUCUCUCUCUGUCUCUCUCUCUCUCUAUAUAUAUAUAUAUUUACACUCAAGUUGGGUGAAACAUUCAUUGCUAAUUACAUCUCAGAGUUAAGUGUAUGCACAGUAGUAGUAGUAGUAGUAUAUCAUUGAAAUUGAAUUGCCUUGUAUAGAGAUUGACGCACCCAAGGUUUUUCUAUUAGCUCUGCUUCAUUUGGGAUUCCCUGGAAGUUGAAGUUGGAAGUUACUUGUAUGGAAUUAUUUGUCAUUCA
This is a messenger RNA of Diospyros lotus (date-plum), 1229 nucleotides long. RefSeq lists its product as uncharacterized. The record is from RefSeq and is a predicted model, not a curated record. Gene Ontology annotation, biological process: translational termination. The transcript has 7 exons. The coding region runs from base 156 to 842 and encodes 228 amino acids. Gene Ontology annotation, molecular function: translation release factor activity. NCBI's taxonomy places the organism in Eukaryota, Viridiplantae, Streptophyta, Magnoliopsida, Ericales, Ebenaceae.